GCGUGUAUUUAUCUGUUUUGCAGAGGCAGAGGGAUGUAAUUAGAUGGCAGCGUCUCUUUCAAGGCUAUCCCUGCUGUAAUUCAUGCCCCGAGGUGGCUGGCCAAGGGGAGGAGGAAGAAUAAAGCAAGGGGCAGAAUUGAUGGGCUGCUCCCAGAUGCUUUGUUUUAAUUGAUUUCCAAAGCGCUCCUUGCAGCCUCCUUGCAGCGGAGCAGGCAGCUCCUUCAAAGCCUCCUUCCACCCACUGCUGCUUGUGCCAGCGUGAGGUCUGGGGCAGCGGGGUGAGCCCGGCAGCCAGCCCUGCUCCUUCCAGCCCCCAGGCUUGGCUCUUUGGUUAAAGUGUGCGGAAGCUGUCGCUGUUUUCAAACAGGGGGACUUCUCCCUGGCCAGGAGGCCUCUUUUGAUGGCCACAGCAUGGGCAGGCAUGUUUUUCAGGGCUUUUCCUUUCCCCCUUUUUAUUGACUUUUUGCAUGUUCCUGCUGCCAGGGGUCAGCUGGGGCUUUGGCUGGACUUUGCUGAAAGUCCACCCAAAACGGCUGGUUACCGGGUGCUGACGCAGUGCCCUGCCCCUCAGAUAGAAGGGGUUUGAGAACGGGGUUUGCAGCCGGGUCAGGUGUGUGAUGGUGGGGCUGGGAAGGGGCUGUGCCAGCUCCCAAGCUCUUCCCGAGUAAGUGGGCUCAGGAAGCCAAACUGCAUUUGGCCUGCAUCCAUCAAGGUGACAGCAGUAGCAGCAGCUCAGUGCUGAAUCUGGGGGUGGCUCGGCUGACCUGAAGGGACCUGUCCCCAGCCAGGACACCAUGCUGACCGACACAGAGCCCUCCAACACCAUCAAACUGCUGCACCUGCUUUUCCUCUCCACCUCCUGGGGAAUGCAGAUCUGGGUGACCUUCGUGGCUGGGUUUGUGAUGGGCAGCCACCUCCCUCGCCACACCUAUGGUUUCAUCCAGCGCAAGCUCUUCCCCUACUACUUCCACAUUGGCUCCACUUGUGCCUUCCUCAACCUGACUCUGUUUGCCAUGUACCACCCCAGCGAGCUGCUCAGCGAUGAACAAACGACCCAGAUCAUCGCCUUCUUCGUUUGCGUCGCUGCUUCAGUGCUGAACACGCAGUGGUUUGGGCAGGUCACCUCCGACAUCGCGGCAGACAUGCACCUUGUUGAGCGCCGGCACGGCCUCGGCCAGGAGGUUGGGCUGUUUACCAGCGAGUCCUGCAGGCAGCUGUGCACCUCCAACCCCAGCUACCGGCAGCUGUCCCAGCAGUUCACCCUCUACCACACUCUGUCCUCCCUCUGCAACCUCUGCUGCAUCGUGUGCAACGGUUUGAGCUUGUACUACGUGGCUGCCCACCUCUCCGCUCUGUGAGAGCGGGAUACCGGGAGGCAAGGCUGGCUGGCCAGAGCCAACACUCUGGGAAAAGGAAGCCAUCCUGCUGCCUUGCUGUAAAGUAACUCUGAGCUCUGGAGAUUAAAAUUUCAGCAUCCUCA
Molecule: messenger RNA, 1480 nt
Organism: Falco peregrinus (peregrine falcon)
Lineage: Eukaryota; Metazoa; Chordata; Aves; Falconiformes; Falconidae
Gene: TMEM205
Product: transmembrane protein 205
Exons: 3
Coding region: 795-1358 (187 amino acids)
Source: RefSeq, a predicted model, not a curated record